This is a messenger RNA of Bufo bufo (common toad), 2292 nucleotides long. It is a transcript of the gene HDAC1, whose product is annotated as histone deacetylase 1. The record is from RefSeq and is a predicted model, not a curated record. The coding region runs from base 76 to 1515 and encodes 479 amino acids. Gene Ontology annotation, molecular function: histone deacetylase activity. The transcript is spliced from 14 exons. Lineage: Eukaryota; Metazoa; Chordata; Amphibia; Anura; Bufonidae.
UUGGGUGAGGCGGUUGAGCACGUAGGCGGACGCUGGGUCGCAGAACAGGAGUGGAUCCGGAGCCCAGAAAGGAAAAUGGCGUACACGCAGGGAACAAAGAAGAAAGUGUGCUAUUAUUAUGAUGGGGACGUUGGCAACUAUUACUAUGGGCAGGGACAUCCCAUGAAACCUCACAGAAUCCGUAUGACGCACAAUCUGCUUUUGAACUAUGGACUGUACCGGAAGAUGGAAAUCUAUAGACCUCACAAAGCUAAUGCGGAAGAGAUGACAAAAUAUCACAGCGACGAUUACAUCAAAUUUCUUCGCUCUAUCAGGCCAGAUAACAUGUCAGAAUACAGCAAGCAGAUGCAGAGGUUUAAUGUAGGGGAGGACUGUCCAGUGUUUGACGGGUUGUUUGAGUUUUGCCAGUUAUCAGCUGGAGGCUCUGUAGCAAGUUCUGUGAAAUUAAACAAGCAGCAAACAGACAUUGCCGUAAACUGGGCAGGUGGACUACAUCACGCUAAGAAGUCUGAGGCCUCAGGAUUUUGUUAUGUCAAUGACAUUGUCCUUGCCAUUCUGGAACUAUUAAAAUAUCAUCAGCGGGUACUGUACAUCGAUAUUGAUAUUCACCAUGGUGAUGGUGUGGAAGAAGCUUUUUAUACCACUGACAGAGUCAUGACUGUUUCUUUCCAUAAGUAUGGAGAGUAUUUUCCAGGCACUGGGGACUUAAGGGACAUUGGAGCAGGGAAGGGUAAAUACUAUGCAGUGAAUUACCCACUUCGAGAUGGGAUUGAUGAUGAAUCGUAUGAAGCCAUUUUCAAACCAGUCAUGACUAAGGUUAUGGAGAUGUACCAGCCCAGCGCUGUGGUUCUACAGUGUGGUGCAGACUCCCUUUCUGGGGACAGACUUGGCUGCUUCAAUCUAACCAUUAAAGGACAUGCUAAAUGUGUGGAGUUUAUGAAGACAUUCAACCUUCCAUUGUUGAUGCUCGGUGGUGGUGGCUACACAAUCAGGAAUGUGGCCCGCUGCUGGACAUAUGAAACUGCUGUUGCGCUAGACACGGAGAUCCCCAAUGAGCUUCCUUACAAUGACUAUUUUGAAUAUUUUGGCCCCGACUUCAAGCUUCACAUCAGUCCUUCCAACAUGACAAACCAAAACACAAAUGAAUACCUGGAGAAGAUCAAGCAGCGACUGUUUGAGAACUUGCGUAUGCUUCCACAUGCCCCUGGAGUCCAGAUUCAGCCCAUCCCUGAGGACUCUAUUCAGGAUGAUAGUGGUGAUGAAGACGAAGAUGAUCCAGACAAACGUAUUUCUAUUCGAUCUUCGGACAAGAGAAUUGCUUGUGAUGAGGAAUUCUCAGAUUCAGAAGAUGAAGGGGAAGGAGGACGUAGGAGUGUUGCGAAUUACAAAAAGGCAAAGCGUGCCAAAACCGAAGAUGAGAAAGAUGAAGAUAAGAAAGAUGUCAAAGAGGAGGACAAGCUGAAAGAUGAGAAGCCAGAUGCUAAACGGGUAAAAGAAGAGACCAAAACUGCCUGAUCGUGACCAGUAAACGGCAACAUCUGAAGACCAAGAGAUCCUUGUGAUCGUAACUUUUAUAUAUGCCUUGUACAGUGACUCUUUACAAACUAGAUCCACGUGGACUAAAUUAUUGCUCUCCCUCUGGUUGGAAAAGGAGGGAAUUAAACCGGACAAAGCCUUCCUUAAUGAUUGUUCAUGUCUUUGUAGGCAUUAAAACCUUUGCCCCUUCCUCGUUUUGGUGGUGACUCUGUUUACCCUAACUCUGCUCUCUUCAUAUGAGAAGCCUGAUGAACCCCUAGAGUUUUAACCUUGUGUUUUAAAGUAUUACUUUUAGUACACCCGUGCUGUAUUCAAGGUCUGCAGCCGAAUGGCUUGCACUAUAGUGUCGGCUCUCUUGGUAGAGCAUGUACACAUCAUGAUCGGGAUCAAUCGGGUGAGAGAGAGGAGGCUAACCUAGUCAUCUUCCAGUAGGGGCUUAUAAUAUCCUUAUGGGGAAGGGACAUGCAGGUCUCUUUCCCCAUCACUCUUCAGGGAUUCCCUGUUGGGGUAAUGCUGCUACAUCAUACCAUUUUAAUGUUUUUGAAAAGAUGGGGGGAGCCUGGUCAGCAGUUACAUGUUACCUCAAAGGGGUUGCUAUUUGGGUUUCUACAUGUGAUCUUACUGUGGGAAUUGAUUGACGUAAGGAUGGCGUUAAGGGGGUUUAUAUAUGUCAUGUUUUGUGACUGGGUUUUGUUUUAAUGAUUAUUUUUCUUUUUUAAAUUGUGGAGAAACUUUGUAAUAAAACAUUAUACCACA